AAAUAUUUCAGCAGCCGCACAUUUACUCCUCCUCUUUUUUCCUCUUUUCAUUCUUCGUCACAUUUCCCUCACUACCACAACCCACGCCCGCACGCAUCCAUCGGCAACGCUUUUUCUUUUAUCUCUCCCCAUCUUCCUCUCUGCUGAACCGCGCCGGCACCCGUCCCUUGUUUUGCUUCAGCCGCACCGCAUUCUUUUACAACACUAAUAAUCGAGGUUCUGUUUACACUCGAAUUCCAUGACCCCGAUCUCUCAGUCGAUCAUAGUUUGCACGGAACCAUGGCGGACGAAGUUCAGAAUGAUGUGAAUGAUCAGGUGGCAGAUAUUGCCCCCUUUGAUCCAACUAAGAAGAAGAAGAAGAAGAAGGUUGUACUUCAGGAUCCGACUGAUGAGAUUGUUGACAAGUUAGCAGAGAAAACUGAAAGUUUGUCAGUUUCUGAUGGUUUGGAGACUACCACAUUUUCUGGACUUAAAAAGAAGAAGAAAAAACCAGUAGAGGCUAGCUCCUUGAAUGACGAUGGUGCAGAUGGUACGGAGGAUUUGGAAGAUCAAGUGGGGGAAAAUGAAGACCGUGAGGGAAUUGUUCUGCAGUAUCGUUACCCUUGGGAGGGAAGUGACCGCGAUUAUGAAUAUGAGGAGCUUCUUGGACGGGUAUUCAACAUCCUUAGAGAGAAUAAUCCAGAGCUUGCAGGCGAUAGGCGUAGAACAGUUAUGAGGCCUCCUCAAGUUCUUCGUGAAGGCACAAAGAAAACUGUUUUUGUCAAUUUCAUGGAUCUAUGUAAAACGAUGCAUCGGCAGCCAGACCAUGUUAUGGCUUUCUUACUAGCUGAACUGGGAACCAGCGGCUCUCUUGAUGGACAGCAGAGAUUAGUUGUUAAAGGAAGGUUUGCACCAAAGAACUUUGAGGGAAUUCUGCGUCGAUAUGUCAAUGAAUAUGUGAUUUGCAUUGGGUGCAAGAGUCCAGACACUAUUCUUUCAAAGGAGAACCGGCUUUUCUUUCUCAGAUGUGAGAAGUGUGGUUCUGGACGAUCAGUUGCUCCAAUUAAAGCUGGCUUCGUUGCUCGUGUUGGCCGGAGGAACACUGGGACAUGAUUUGUAUUUGUUCCUUUAUAUUGAAGCCCGAUGUUUGAGUAAUAACCUUUUGUUAAAACUUGGUUUACUAUCGAAGGACCAUAAGUGAAUUUUGAAGUGAAUGCUAUAUUGUAGUUGGGGUUCCAGAAUUUAAGAUAAUGACGAGCUAUGAGAUGGUGUUUAUUCUC
Molecule: messenger RNA, 1259 nt
Organism: Benincasa hispida (wax gourd)
Lineage: Eukaryota; Viridiplantae; Streptophyta; Magnoliopsida; Cucurbitales; Cucurbitaceae
Product: eukaryotic translation initiation factor 2 beta subunit
Biological process (GO): translational initiation; formation of translation preinitiation complex
Cellular component (GO): eukaryotic translation initiation factor 2 complex
Molecular function (GO): translation initiation factor activity; mRNA binding; translation initiation factor binding
Source: RefSeq, a predicted model, not a curated record